CUGGGUAUCUUUUACCGGACAGCUGAUUUUAAAAACAAAAUAAUUUUUAACAGAAAUUACAAAAUUUUUUUCUAUUGAUAAGUAAACAAUGAAUGUUGUUCAAAAUUUACGUUGUAUACUAAGAAAUCAACAGAAGCUUUUGCAAAAUGCUUACGCCACAGCUUCAAUACGCGGUGUUUCUUCCUAUACCGAAAUGACGCAGUGCGAUGGUGUACGUGAAAUAACAUUAAAUGAAGCGAAAACACGGAAUUCGCUCUCAUUAGCAAUGAUGGAUUCAAUAUUGGAAAAUUUAACAAAAGAUAUAAAUAACGAAGAGUUGCGUUGUAUUAUUCUAUCAGCUAAUGGGCCGGUAUGGUCGGCGGGACAUAACUUAAAAGAACUUGCCAAUUCAGAUGAGUGUGAGCAGACUGAGGUUUUUAAUAAAUUAACAGAAAUAAUAAUGAAUAUAUAUCAAGCGCCUGUGCCGGUUAUUGCAAAAGUCAAUGGUCUUGCUGCCGCUGCUGGUUGUCAAUUGGUGGCAUCUUGUGACAUUGUUGUCUGUUCUGACAAAAGCAGUUUUUCGACACCUGGGGCUAAUUUUGGUAUAUUUUGUUCAACUCCUGGUAUUGCAGUGUCUCGAGUUAUGCCUAGACUGAAGUCUUCCUAUAUGGUGUUAACUGGUUUGCCCAUAAAAGCACAAGAUGCAAAUGCAGCUGGUUUAGUAAGUGUUGUUGUGCCUGAAAAUCAACUUGAUGAGGAAGUAUCUAAAAUUGCAGCAUCCAUUAUCAGUAAAAGUCGUGCUGUUAUUGCUUUAGGAAAGAGUUUUUACUACAAACAAUUGGGCAUGAAUAUUAGAGAUGCAUAUACUGCAGGAGCUGAGAAAAUGACUGAGAAUUUGAAUAUUGCUGAUGGGGUGGAAGGUCUGAAGAGCUUCUUAGAAAAACGUAAACCGAAUUGGACUCAUAAAUAAUUUCGACAUACAAAAGAGCAACAAAAACUGAUGUAUCAAAUCGGAAAAAUAGAAAUGCAUUUAUUUUGUAAUCAAUAUUGUAUUGAUGCUAUAAAUAAGCAUCAACCAAUACAAUAAAAAUAAUUAAAUAAGAUUA
This is a messenger RNA of Teleopsis dalmanni, 1085 nucleotides long. Its product is annotated as enoyl-CoA hydratase domain-containing protein 3, mitochondrial. The coding region runs from base 89 to 949 and encodes 286 amino acids. The transcript is spliced from 7 exons. Gene Ontology annotation, molecular function: hydro-lyase activity. The record is from RefSeq and is a predicted model, not a curated record. Gene Ontology annotation, cellular component: mitochondrion. NCBI's taxonomy places the organism in Eukaryota, Metazoa, Arthropoda, Insecta, Diptera, Diopsidae.